Molecule: messenger RNA, 5471 nt
Organism: Toxoplasma gondii ME49
Lineage: Eukaryota; Apicomplexa; Conoidasida; Eucoccidiorida; Sarcocystidae
Exons: 7
Coding region: 885-4103 (1072 amino acids)
Source: RefSeq, a predicted model, not a curated record
CCAAGGGGCUCCGAAGACAGCCUUUCGCUGCAGAAGCAGAAAAAAUGUUUCUUUCGUUGGCGGCGAAACAGCCAGUGUUUUCUAAGGAGGCAGUGCGCGCUUCUUUUUUCGCCGUCUCUUCGCUCUGGAAGCGCUCGUGUCUCAUGCCGCUUCCCCUAACUUUCUGACUGCAUUGUCUCCACCUUCAUUUUUCUUCUCCGCAUCCGGUGAAAUGGUUCUUCUGAAACGGACAUCGACGCAUGCGUUGUGCAUACGCUUUGUGUCUCUGUGCCGGCAGAAAGGUUGGCUCUGGCGACCUCAGCUGCCGCAGCAAGUCCCAGCUGCGUUCGGCUCCGUGUGACUGUUGUACCAGUUCCUCUGUAAAUUCCUCUCUUCCUUGGCUCUCUGUACUUAACCGGGAACCAGAACGCUUCAUUUCCCCCGGCCGUUAGCCUCUGUGCACAUUUCGUUUGCGGCGCUGACCUUUUCUAAGCCGUCACCUCAGCUUCUUCGCAGGCCCAUGCAGAGCUGUUCCGAGAAAUUGCUGCGUGUUCUUCCCAAACCGGCAACAUGUAUCGCUUCUUACUUCCUGUACACACAUACGAGCAGAUGCGCAUUUCUACCGUUCAUCAGUUGUGAGGUGCGACGGCGCGCUGGGGGACGCCUGUAUAGGCACAGGCUGUAGCGGUUCCCUGACCGUAUCUGAGUUUUCUAGGCGCCCUUCUCUCAUUGUUUCUUUUCCUGUAACGCCUCGCGUUCGGCAUUCGCAACAAACUCGCACGCGGAGAAGGCGAGAAGAUCUGCUGCGUCUCCAAAAGUAGAAACGGAUCAGGCGGUGUACAUGCAACUGCAGAGAGUGCUGAGUCUUCGUCGGCAGGCUUCGGGAAAGGGAGAAAAGCGAAACCAUGGCUUCAUCUGCUCUGUUCGCACCCGCCCCCCCGACGGAGACGGCGGGACGUCAUUUGCGCCAGACGCCCGCGGAACUACUUGGACGUUCGCGAGCAUGCGAGAAGACGCAGAGUACCGCUCAAGAAGCGGGGAAGAGAAGAAGUGAAGACGGGAGGCAGGGGUCGAGCGGCGAGGAAAGCGUCGCAGCAAUUGAGAGAGACAUGGGUGAAAACCGGCCAGAGACGAGGGGUGUGGUCGAGGGGAGCGAGCUGAGGACGGAGGAGGGGAGACACGAAGGUUGGACGGGAGCAGAAGAUUUGAGCAACAACGGGAGAAGACAAUCAAGGACUGAAGAGGCAAACCGACAGACGGAGUUGCCGGUGUCGACCUGCGAUUUAACCGUUUCUGGCCAGUCCGAAAAAUGGUGGAGAGAGUCUCAGGGACCUGAAGGAGGGCGAGACGGACAAAGAGGACAGAAGAUUUCGAGAGAGGAAAAAGCGAAAAUGCCUUUGGAGUCGUUUACCGGCGCAGCGAGGAUGCGAGUUUGGAUGCGAAGGCGAGUUGUGGGAGCGAGGGGCAGUUUCUCCUGCAGAUCUUGUCUCCUGUUCCUUUUUUCCUCACUCAUGUGCCUUCUCGGCUCUUCAGCAGAGCGCAGCUCACAAGACAGCAUGCCUCCCGCCAGAGUUUCCUUUUCCCCCAGCAACAGUGAAGCAUCGUGGCUGUCUGAAGGGGGGAUUUCUCUUCCUCCUUCUUUUUCCUCGGCUUCAUCGUUUUCUCCUGUAUCUCGACAGCGUCCUCUCACUUCCUCGUCCUCUGCCUCUGCCGGCUGUGGCUCUCUGUCCCCGUCCCCGUGUUCGUACACCGCUGCGUCUCCCGCGCCUUCGGGACUUGUGAGGGAGUCGUUGCAGUCCUCUUACCGCAUUCCUGUUCACAUGGUUGGAGCUCGUGCGGCAGUGGCGUCGAUCUCGGCGGGGAAUCAAAGCCUCUUUCUGGCUUUAGACACGCAGACCGAGGGGGUGCGUCUCUUCCUCUCGAAUUCCACUGCUUGCACGCAACUCCCCAGUCUUUCGACGCGGCCCUCAAGUCUCCUGGGGGCGGCGGCGACCCGGCGGAAGCUGUUGUCGGAGUCGACAAAGCGCUUGCGGCCCUCUGCGGCGACGCCUGUCGAGAGAUCAGAGGCGCAGAGGGACGGAGACCAUUUCGCCCAACAGGCACGGCCUCAGGCGGGUGGCGAGCGUGGAAAGAUUCUCUUCCAGGCGCUGCCCUCUCUGCGGCGCCGAGGGAAGAAGCUGAUCUUCAGAGUCGCAGGUGACCGAGAGAACGAACAGUGCUACGACCCCCAACACUCCCGCCGUGCGACGUGGUGUCUGAACGGCCAGCAGGCCUGCAACUUCUUGAGCGAGACGCCUUACCUGUGUCACGCAAGUCCGGAGGUCGAUUUAGCGCAUGCAACCGCCUUCGCGCACUACUCCGACGGGGUGCGUUUUGAAGAGCUCCGGCUUGAAGGACUCGAUCUCCUUCGCCUAGAUCUCGCUCCUCCUGCGGCCGAGAGAGAAGGAGGCUUUUCCGAACCGCCACAACUUCCCCUCCAGGAGGCAGGCGUCUCCCCCGUCAAGCUCGUAGCAGACAGAAUGUCUGGCUUCUACGAUCCGUACCCCGGUCUUCACGGCGUAUGGGGAAUUGCAGGCCCAGAGUUCUGUUGCCGGAAUGCGUCGCUCUGGAGUUCGACGCUGCUCGCUCUGAACGUCACGUCCUACGCGUUCGACCUGAAUUUCCCCUCCACCCAAGCCUCGUCGUUCGCACCUCCAGCGUCUCGGAACGAAGAAGAUGGAGGGUUUCCAUCUAACGCGACGGCCUCCGCUCUCGCGAGUUCUCUAGACUCGGCUCCUCUCUCCUUUCUCCAUUUGGGCGUCCUCGACGAAGGUCAAACGCAAAGGGACGACCAGGCCGCCGGCGCAGAGGCUCUCGGAAGGCUCAAAGGCUUUGGGACGUACGAUGAAGCUGGGAGGUGGACGGGGCAAGCGUGGAGGAGGGAACGAAAGCAGCCACAGAGCAAAGACAAGAGCGAGGGAGAGAACAGAGACAAGAACGAGGGAGAGAACACAGGCGCGAGAGCGAAGGAUGGCAGCGGCCGCAGACGCGUGGAGAGGGGCGAGGAGGCCGGAAGAGAGGGCGAAGAGACGCACAAAAACGAGAAUGGAGAGACGCCGAACGCGGAGAACUCGGAGAAGAGACAUGCCACGGAAGAGGUUCUCUGGGGACAACGCAUUCAAACCGGCAAUGUGUGGGCAGACUCCGUCGCCCACUUUGUGUCGUACGAUUGGCAACUCUGUGGUAACAGUCUGAUGGACGCAUCACAGACGAAUGAUUGGAUAGUGACCAUCGACCUCAGCUCCGAGUGUCUGGUGGUGCCUCGGCCUCUCUGGCAGAGCAUCCGGAGGUGGAUCGAGCCGGCGCUGAACGUGACGAGUCCGUUGUGCGCGCUUGACGACGACUUCUCGUCCUACGUUCCGGCCUCCUCGCUCUCAGCUCCUCGUCAAGCGGAAACGCCGGCUGCAGACCUCGCUGUCGAGGGGGGCGUGUAUCGUCUGAUGUGUCCACUUCGAAGCGGGAGAAAGGCUCAGCGAGGCGCAGUCGGAGCCUCGACUGCGCCUCGCCCCCCGCUCCCAGUUCUCUCCUUCGCGCUCGGAGACACCUCGGGCGUCUUCGACCUGGCGGACGAGCCCGAUGGCCAAGAGGACAAGCUCAAGGAGAAACCAGCGGCCGCGCGCGUGGAGCUGCCGCUCGAACAGCUGGUCGUCUCGAGUCCGGAGUCGGCGCCAAGCGGCGAGGCCUUGUGCGUCGUUCCACAGCCUCACAGCAUCCUUGCCCGAGAGGGCCGAACUGUCCGUCUCGGCACCCGAGCCGUCGCCGCCUUUCACUUCAUUGUGGACCAGAAACGCUGGCGGGCCGGUCUCCUCCCGAAGAAGUUGUCUCUGCCCUCCUCCAACGAGGCCUGCGCCGCCCAGGCGACUUGCAGGGGAGAACAGACGUACGUUUCAGCGACGAAUGAGUGUGUCGAUCCGCCAUGCAGCGAGAGGCUCCUCUUCGCCUUGAACGAAGAAACAAAAAUCUGCGAGCUCGCCCCCGCCGUCGUCCCCGCGGCGGUCACGGUUGUUGUGCUCCUGGUGGCGCUUGAGGCAACGGUUGUCUGCUUUCAGUGGGCGAAUGUGUUGAGAGCGCGAACGCUGACUUGACAGACUCCGACGACAGACUGGAAAGGCAUAUUGGCAAAAGAAGAAGGGAGGCUGGAGAGAUGCUGCCGCUCGAGAAAUGGAGGGAAAUCCGAUAGAAGACACGAAGGAAAGAAACAGCGUAGCGAGGUGACUGGGGACUCCUCUCCGUUGUUUUUGGGAUGCGUUUGCUCUCCAUCUGUCUUUUUCGGGGACGGGAUAUGAGCCACAAGACGCUCGCUCGCCGCUGUGAUUGAUCUCGACACCACUUUUCCUUUGCUUUGCACUUGUGCUCCGUCUCUGUAUUCUUUACGUUUCGGUUUCUCCUGCUUUUUGCGUUCUCCGCACUCCGCGCUGCCCCGGAAGUGACCCAUGGGGCAGCCGAGAGAAAAGAAACUCGGCGGAGGAAGGCAGGGAAAUUUGACUCAUGCGUCGAGAUCACAGGCCCUCAACACACACGGCCUAGGAUGUCUGGCGCGGGUCGACUGUCUAGUAGAAGACGCUCUCAGCUUGCUUCACUCACCGGGAAGAAAGAUAUGCUUUGGGGAGGCGCCUUUCUCUUUUUUUGUGAAGCACACCGUAGAUUUAUGGGAAGGCUUCGAAUCGUGCAAAACAAUCCUGAAUGUACAUAGACACCGACGGACACAAGACUACUUUGAUAGGCGAAACGAGGGGAGACUCGCAGGGCCAGAAAUGCUUCUUCGACUGUAGAGCGGGCACGGGCUGUCAGUCGAAGAACGCAUGCAAGGAACCUGAAAUCUCAGGAAGACUGACUGAUGCGUACAAAGCUAACAUUCUUAUUUGCGAAGAGAAGCCUCACGGACAGCGCGUGACAGACAGGGAAGCAGAGAAACGCCUUGCCUCCGUCAAAAAAUUGCCAAUGGAGGGAGCUUCCACUCGCUAGAGAGUUACAAGGCACAUGCCGUCAUGAUCAAUGAAGGAAAAUUAUUCGCUGGCCAUUCCACUGGGAACGCUUGAACAAAGCGAGGGUUUCGCCUUCGACUUUGGGGGAAAUGCAGCACCUGCGCCCUGCUCAUCCACUAGAUGUACGCUAUGCAUCUGUGUUGAGUUCGGUGAAAGCCUGCACAUAUAUACACUGUCGAGAAAGGGGACGUUCGCUCUUUCGCAGCUCCGCGUUCCAAACACAGGCAACAUCGGCGAAGCUUUUGCCGAAGAAGCGGCUCGUUUGCCACUCAAACCCUGAACGUGUCUUCCUUCUCGCAUUUGGGGCAUUCGUGAACGCUUCGGGGCUUGUGCUUCUCGCAUCCCUGCGCGUUUCAUUGGGGUUGUGCGCGUUCUCCCUAAAACGUACUGUUGACGCAACCUUCCUUUCUUUAGCUGUGGCAAACGACCGUGGGAGUACUGAGUUUCUUCUCCACGACGCAUGCAUUC